AUGGUCAGAGCUACAGGUGAUCACACCACACUCUGCCUGUACUUGAUGCUUUCAUGCUGUUCCCGAUGGCUUCUCACCUUGCAAGGACACCGCCAGUUGAUUACCGCUGUGGUUUUUGGAAAUCAAACAGACCCACUUCAACUCUGCUCUGCAUCCCAGGACUGUAUUAUAAUGUGGAACGUGGACGAAUGUAGAGAGAAGACACUUGAAGGGCUGACUCCUCGAGGGACUAUCCUGGGCUCUCCUUUACAAACAGUGCUGUGUUUGAGAUUUAGUCUGGACGACCGUGCUGUGGCUGUGUGUGCUGGAAACAAAGUAUCCGUGAUGGAUGUGGAGGAGCAGUCUGUGAUGGUGGAGCUGCAGGGCCAUCAAGGCUCAGUGACAGCAGUAGAGUUCUGUCCCUGGCGAGCACACACCCUGAUCUCCGUGUCUGAAGACAGAAGCUUUAAGGUCUGGGACUAUUGUGAGGGAUCCUUGAUAUACAGCUCAUCCAUUUUAACAGCUUACCCUCUCCUGAGUUUGCUUAUCAAUGAAGAAAACCAGCAGCUGGUCACUGGCAGCGCUGAUGGCCAGCUGUGGAUCUUCAGCCUGACGGACGGACAUCACUACCACCGCGUGGCUCACGUGGACCUCAAGAAGAAGAGCGAGACUUUCUCCACCCGAAGAGCGGUGGCUGGGCAGCACUGCCGUCUACCAGAAGGCAGCCGGUACCACUCCAGCCAUGAGGUGGAUAAAAAGGAAGAAGCUGAAGCAACAUUCCCGGUCCUGAGCCUGGCACACCUCUGCCUGCAGGAUUCCCAGUGUGGAGUUUUUUCUCCUGAGGGCACCAAAUGCCUGUGGAUUGGAAGCUCGACGGCUUUAUUCAUAAUUAACCUGGCGAGCGUCGAAUUGGAAGCUGCUUUACAUUUCAAGGAAUUCCAGAGCCUGAGCGUUCAAGUUGCUGGAUCCUGUGCAAUCAUGAGUGAGGCCACGGGUCCCAAGGCAUUUUGCAUCCUUGCAUCUAUGUUUGGAAAUAAGAUUGCCGUGUUAGAAAUCAGUCUGGCUGCUCUGCUGAGCUCUCAGAGGUGCCCUGGUGCCGGAAGGACGCUUUCCGUGCUGGCAAGCUCCUGCGUCCUUCCAACUUCUCCACUGUGCUUUGGAGUUACUAAGGAAAACUCUCCUAAGCCUGCUAACGCCAAAAGACACGCUGUGAGGAGUGUCAUGGAGGACCGGCCCCUGGUUUUCCACACUAAAAUUAGGUCGUCUGGCUAUACAUCGGCACCACAUGUGACUAUGUUUUCCCCCAAAACGAACAUCAAGCAUAAAAGCAAAAGAGCUUCAAAAUACAAGAACAAUUACAAAUGUAAGGAGUAUUCUUUGGAGAGUUUCCUACCCAGGAAUCUCAGCAGGCAGGUUGCUGUGGCCCAGGAGCCUGUUGCUGUGAGCUGUCUGCAAUUCUCAGGGGAUGGACAGCGAUUGGCCUGUGGCUUAGCUAACCACCUUUGCCUGGUCUUUGACGCUAGCCUGUCUGGAACCCCUGCCGCUUUUUCAGGUCACGAUGGAGCUGUGAGCACCGUCUGCUGGAGCCAUGACAAGAGGUGGCUGCUGUCUACAGGCCGGGACCAGACACUGAGGGUGUGGUCGGUUCCCAGGACAGAACCCAUGAUGCUUUUGGGUUCAGAUUCUUUCCCCAAGCCGAUAACAUGUGCACAGUUCUACUACAUGGACACUUUCAUACUGCUGUCUUGUGGCCCCGAAUUCCGGCUGCUAAAGUACCACAUCGACCUCUGUAGGGAUGACAUACGAAGGUAUAAACCGAAAAGCAGGUACAAGCCUAUUUUCCGGCUCCCGUUGAGCAGCGGAGCAGACAUGACCACCGUGUCUGCCGUGAACGACUUCUACUCCUAUAUCAUACUCGCAGCUGGUCGGGACCGGAGUGUGGAAGUUUUUGACCUUAAUGCUGGCCGCAGCACUGCAGUGAUAGCUGAAGUCCAUUCAAGGCCUGCUCAUCAAAUCUGUCAAAAUAAAGGAUCAUCAUAUACCACUCAGAAGUCUCUGGCAUAUAAUCUUUUCCUGACCACAGCUGUCGGUGAUGGCGUCCGACUGUGGGACCUGAGGACUCUGAGGUGUGUUCGCCGCUUCGAAGGGCACCCAGACCGCUGUUACCCGUGUGGAGUUGCUUUUAGUCCUUGUGGAAGGCUUGUAGGCUGUGGUGCAGAGGACAGACAUGCGUAUGUGUAUGAAAUGGGCUCCAGCAGCUUUCUGUAUCGCCUGGCAGGACACACAGAUACAGUUACUGAAGUGGCCUUCAACCCGGCAUCUCCUCAGCUCGUCUCUGCCACCUUGGAUGGGAAACUUCAGCUGUUUGUGGUUGAGUGACUGCUGACCUGCUGGUAAGAAUACGG
Molecule: messenger RNA, 2384 nt
Organism: Phodopus roborovskii (desert hamster)
Lineage: Eukaryota; Metazoa; Chordata; Mammalia; Rodentia; Cricetidae
Gene: Wdr27
Product: WD repeat domain 27
Exons: 24
Coding region: 1-2358 (785 amino acids)
Molecular function (GO): protein binding
Source: RefSeq, a predicted model, not a curated record